AUGCCGCCGCCUCGUCAUCGUCGUCGCAGGCCGUUCCCCGAGUCCUCCUCCGACGCCGCCUACGCCUUCGCGGUCCAGGCCGCCGACCUCGCGCGCGCCGAGCAGGACCGCCGCGACGCCGAGGCCUGCCGCGCCGCCCAGGCCCGGGCCGCCGCCUCCGCUCGCAUCGCCGCGCACGACGCCCUCUUCGCUCGCGACCUCGCCGCCAUCCCCGAGGAACAAUGGGCCCACGACGGCGACUACUUCGAGCGCCCCGUCGACUCCUCGCCCCGCCCGCUGUUCCGCGUCUUCUCCAAGGGUAUGCCGAGCAGGGACGUCGUGGGCCCGCGGGACCGGGACCCCAGCAUCGCCGUGCUCGCGGUGGCUGUCUGCAGGACGCAGGGGGGAGUGGUGCUCAGGAUACAGAAGCCGGUGGAGCGCUUUGUGGGCGGCCGCAUGAUUGUGGAGGUGAUGGCGCUGAUGGAGGGCCUCGACGCCGCCCUGGGGUUGGGCAUCCGCAGUGUCACCGUCGUCACUGGUUACCGCCCGCUCUACAACCAUAUGCUUGGCAUUUGGCGCCCAUCAGGGAAGAAGCUGGCAGAUAUGAUGAAUCAGGUUCUGUCAGUCCGAAGGAAGUUUGAUCAAUGUGAAGUCUCACUUGUUGAGCCAAACCAAGUCAGCUAUGUCAUAAAAUUAGCCACAGAUUCACUAACUGUUCAGAUUGCCAAAGCUCUUGCUGCCAAUGAGCAUGUGAAAGUUAAGCUGCUCAAUGGAACUCUCCCUGCUUGCCCACAAGAGGGAUGCACCACAAAGCUAAGUGUGGAGGGCUCAAGGGUAUUUCUUUCGCCGCGGCUGUUAGAGAUCAUGGUGCAACGCAUGAGGGAAGGACAGAUCCCUCCAAGCCAAAAGAUUUACUGCCCGUAUCCCAAGUGUUCAGCCUUGAUGUCCUUGGGGGAAGUGAUCCAUCCGAUGCAAGAGUCGUCCUCAAGGUACACAGCUGCUGAUGCUGCCACAUUGAGGAAGUGUGUGAAAUGCAGAGGCUCCUUUUGCUUGAGCUGUAAAGUCCCAUGGCAUGAUGGGAUGAGCUGCUAUGAGUACAAGAUGAGGUACCCCCACGCUCGCCCAGAAGAUGCAAAGUUACAGAACCUGGCAAGGCAGAGGCUGUGGCGGCAAUGUGUGAAAUGCAAGCACAUGAUCGAACUUGCGGAGGGCUGCUACCACAUGAUCUGCGUGUGCGGCUAUGAGUUCUGCUACACGUGUGGGAAAGAGUGGAAGAAUAAGAAAGCAAGCUGCUCCUGCCCGCUGUGGGAUGAACGCAACAUCAUCAGAGAGGAAGACGAUGAUGACUACGAAGACGACGAUGAUGGUCUUUACUACUAG
This is a messenger RNA of Miscanthus lutarioriparius, 1359 nucleotides long. Lineage: Eukaryota; Viridiplantae; Streptophyta; Magnoliopsida; Poales; Poaceae. The record is from the annotation of a GenBank genome assembly.